CUAUCCUACACCGUCCGUUACAAUGGGACUACGGUAUGCGAACAUCACGCUCGGGAUCAUACGCCUCGACGGAGAUUUCUCCCGCAAUUUGACCCUCCAGCAAUGCAUCCAUCAAGGCUAUCGCUUAGAACAGUACGAUCUUCUUUAUGGCAAGCAGCAGCACGUCCGAGCGGAAUACGCUCAGAUGACUUGCUAUUUUAUGAACCGAGAUUCAGAGCCAAUGCACCUCGACCUACUUGCGUCAGACACGACCUUCGCGUUUCGGUACCAUUUCCCGACGUCCAGCAAUAUAUCGGCCAAGUACAUCGUGGCGGAGAACACUACGUUCAAUAUUAGGCAGUCAGCGAACGACUUCCAACUUCUGCAACCUUACGACAGCCCGGUACCGAAGUAUCAAACCUUCUAUCAGCCACGUAACAACCGUACCAAAGCUCACAUUGGCGAGACCUACUCGGCUACCGGCUUCGGACUACCGGCUUUCUUCUACACCGAGGCGGACGAUCAGAGUUAUUUCGUGCACCUCAAAGAAACAGGGUUCGACGGACGGUACCCCAUCAGCCAUAUCUCCAACGCCACAGGCGCAAAUAUCACCCUGGCUUUCCCAGAUCCAGCAGACGGCAACGGUAUGAUGGGGUCGGCCAUACCACACUCUAUUCUGCCCUGGUCCACACCGUGGCGGGUGCUGACUAUUGGUACCACUGCUCGUGCUAUUGUUGAGGAUACCAGUGUUACGGAUCUCGCCCAGCCAAGCGAAGCGAGCAACGCAGCAUUCGUCAAGCCUGGGGUCUCCGCCUGGAGCUGGUGGUCCAAUCCCAAUGGUGACACCAACUACACGGUGACCGAGUCGUAUAUCGAUCUUGCUGCCAACCAGAGCUGGCCAUACGUGUUACUAGACGCCUCAUGGGACCAACAGACCAUAGACGGCGUCCAGGUACCGCUUGCUGUCAUUCACCAACGCGCUGAGUCCCGCGGCGUGAAGCUUUGGGUUUGGAUGAACUCGGCAGGCGUCAACAACAAUGCCUCGGUGGUAACAUCAGGCCCCAAGGACCUGCUCUGGCAGCCAAGCAUCCGCCGCCAAACCAUGGCAAACCUCAAAGCAAACGGCGUUGUUGGCUUAAAGGUCGACGGCAUCCAGAGCGACAAGCAGGAGAUGGUAUCGUAUCUCCUUGAUAUUCUCUCGGACGCCGCCGAUGCUGGCUUGAUGAUCAUUCUCCACAACUGUAUGCCGCCCCACGGCUGGGAACGAAGGUGGCCUAAUCUGCUGGGUCAUGAGGGUUUGAUCGCUUCAGAGUACUACACAAACGCGGCGACGGACUACGGCUCGCAGAUGCCGGAGAACAACGUCAACGAGGCAUUUGUCCGCUAUCCCAUCGGACCUGCAGAUUACUCUCCAGGAAGCUUUUCGCAAGGCCUGUAUCCCAACGACAGUGUCCCUACCACGGACGCCCACGAGACGGCGCUUAACAUCAUCAUUGAUUCAGGCUUACGCAUCCUCCCGGAUACAGUGCAGGCGUACGAGCGCACCGUCUCUCCGCUGAUCAUGAGCAUGCUCGGCGCAAUCCCAUUUGCUUGGGACGAGACAACUUUCUUGGCUGGUGAACCAGGGAAGUACUUCGUGGUCGCCAAACGAGCUGGGUCGGUACUCUAUCUGGGUGCUAUAAAUGGCGAAACAACCUUCAUCUCGAACCAAACCCACGCUGCGUCCGCCGAUUGGAAGCCAGCUCAGGGCGUAGCUCGAGAUUUGACGCUGGAUCUCUGGCAAGCGGGCUACCGGGUUUGCGGCAACAGUACUGUCAUCGCAGACAGCGCUGGCUCGAAGAUUGCCAAUGCUACGGUAGGCGCAGGGUGGAAUGGGUCGAAUAUGAUCCAUGUGCACAUGGAGCCGUUUGGAGGCUUUGCAGCCAGGUUUACACUCUGUUGAAAAUUGGUGGAAAGGGUGAGUGGUCUAAAUAAUAGAAAAUGACCGCCGCUCAAGGCUAUCAAGAUCAGGAUGCCUGGCCGGGUGGUCAUCCAGAAUGGUUGCUGGGGAUCUACUCCGAUCAAACGACAGUAUGUCAGACGUCCAUAGACCCGCGCGCUCAUACGCUCCGCUAACGCCAUCUGCUGCGGGCCGUAGCAAAAGACCAGCAUACAUGAACCAAAAGUCGCCGGUCUCGCUUCCGUGUAGCUUGCCGAUAAUAAGGAGGACUACUUCUGCUGGUACGUCCGCAAAGUCGCCGUCAAUGAGGGUCCGUGAGCCUUCCAUCCAUGUGUGCGGUACUGUGUCCGGCAGGUUUCGAAGGGUAGCUGCAUGGCUGCU
Molecule: messenger RNA, 2299 nt
Organism: Baudoinia panamericana UAMH 10762
Lineage: Eukaryota; Fungi; Ascomycota; Dothideomycetes; Mycosphaerellales; Teratosphaeriaceae
Product: glycoside hydrolase family 97 protein
Exons: 2
Coding region: 23-1921 (632 amino acids)
Molecular function (GO): carbohydrate binding
Source: RefSeq, a predicted model, not a curated record